Penicillium macrosclerotiorum is the source of this 1320-nucleotide messenger RNA. RefSeq lists its product as uncharacterized. The transcript has 5 exons. NCBI's taxonomy places the organism in Eukaryota, Fungi, Ascomycota, Eurotiomycetes, Eurotiales, Aspergillaceae. The record is from RefSeq and is a predicted model, not a curated record. Bases 1 to 1320 code for a protein of 439 amino acids.
AUGGGGCUGAUAUUUAUUAACAGCUAUGAGACACUAGAUGUCGCCGCUUACAGGGACUCAUAUCCCUCAUCUUUAACAAUUGCGGUGCCUUCUCGCUUGUACUUUCAACAAACGGAAGACAAACCAUUCGCAGGAAUGAGAAUUGGGGUCGAAGACGCCGUGAAUCUCUGUAAUACUAAAGCUUCGACUUCCUCUCACCGGUUCGACGAUCUUUACGGAUCGCGCAAAAGCGAUGAACCUGUUAUUCAAAGACUCGUUGAUCUAGGCUUUGUCAUUGUGGGAAAAGUAAGGACAACUGAAAUGGCCGAUUCCAAAAAUCCCGACUGCGGUGAUGAGCGUGAUUGUGGUAGUGCAGCCGCAGUUGCGAGCUAUCCGUGGCUUGAUUUUGCCUUAUUGACAGACACUCUCGGCAGCCUCCGAGCCCCCGCUUCUACUCAGGGAUUAUUCAGUAUGCGUCCCUCCCUGAACGCAGCGGGCUCGACAAGAUUGAUACCAUAUACUCCGCUCGUGAACACAAUUGGUGGGUUUGCAAGAGAUGCUGCCUCAUUUGCUAAGCUUUCUCGGGCGCUCUAUGGGUCUCGCGGAGAAGGACAGAAACCUCGCAUGAUACUCUACCCAGUCGAGUUCUGGCCGAAAGGGAUCGAUAAAAACCACGAUUUGUUGGAAACCUUCAUCGUAAAACUCGAAAAAUACCUCGGUAUUGAAAGAACUCCGGUCAGCUUGGAAGAACUAUGGAAUGCGACCAAGCCAAUCAAGAGCGAAAUUGCCUUGCAAGACUACAUGGCCGAUCUCAUGAAGUGGAAUGAAGGCAAUGAUCAAAGAGGUAGAGGGUCAAUUGAUGUUGAUAACAAGAUGAUGCGUGGCAACGAGGCACAGCUAAGAUACCGAAGUGAUUGGGUAUCUACCUCCAUGAAAGAAACUGAAGAAGCAGGGAUAAGAAAAUGGAAGUCAUUUAAGUCCUGGUAUGACACAAACGUGCUACCCCCAGCCAAGGAUGGAGUUUCGGAUACUCUUUUACUCUUGCCUUGGAUUAUUGAAAAGCCUGGGUUCCAAGACAAAUAUCAAGACCGUCUACAGGGAUUUCCUGGAACCGGUCUCUUCUUUUCAAACCCAUCGCUGUACGCACAGGCCCCAGAAGCUAUUGUACCAGUUGGCCAGAUACCAUUCACAUCUCGCAUAACUGGACAAAAAGAGUUUCUAUCGACCUGCAUUGGAAUUUCUAGCGGAAGAGGAAGCGAUGUGAUGCUCAGCGACUUUGUGGAGAACUUCAUGUCGGGAGAUAAUGAGCGAAGACUAGAACUGAAAUUUCAGGAACUGUGA